Molecule: messenger RNA, 2701 nt
Organism: Lecanosticta acicola
Lineage: Eukaryota; Fungi; Ascomycota; Dothideomycetes; Mycosphaerellales; Mycosphaerellaceae
Source: the annotation of a GenBank genome assembly
AUGCCCACAGACCUCCUCGACCUAUUCCUCAAGGGAGACGACGGCGACGAUGACCACCAACCCGACUACAGCGUCAUCUCCGGCGCUUCCAACCCGCGCGCAACGACUAUCCAGAUCCUGCUGUCCCUCGCCCUCGGUGUCGGCGCAUUCCUCGCCUUCUGCAUACUCAGACCACGCUGGCCCGGCCUGUAUGCGGCGAGGAAGAAGCAGAAAUGUGAGGCAACUGUGUUACCAGAGCUGCCAGACACCUUGUUUGGAUGGAUAAUGCCACUGUGGAGGAUCAACGACCAGCAGCUGCUUGCGUCGGCGGGUCUCGAUGCAUAUGUCUUCCUGGCCUUCUUCAAAAUGGCCAUGAAGUUCCUGAUCAUGACAUUGUUCUUCUCGUUGAUUGUGAUCAAGCCGGUGCAUGAUGCCUACCCGGAUAACGAUGACGACGACGAUGACGGUGGGCAUAACGAGACGGAUGCGAAGGCAGCACUGGUACGGACGGGCCUCAAGCGCUCGAUUAGUCUAAUGUAUGCGGCGAACAAUGGAUCGCGAAACGACACUUCUCCAUAUGUACCUCUGUGGCCAGGCAACUUGGAGACCGAUUACCUGUGGAUGUAUGUGGUCUUCGCAUAUCUCUUCUCUGCCAUUGCCGUCUACCUCAUCAUCUCAACGACGAGAAGAGUGAUUGAGGUGCGACAAGAGUAUUUGGGGGCACAAACAACGGUUACCGAUCGGACCAUCAGGCUUUCGGGUAUUCCAAAACAUCUGCAAGAUGAGGACAAGAUCAAGGAAUUCAUUGAGGACUUGGACAUUGGCAAAGUUGAGAAUGUCGUGCUUUGCCGGAAUUGGAAGGAGCUGGACAAGGCGAUGAAGGCUCGAAUGGAUAUACUGCGGCGACUGGAGGAGGCAUACACAAUUUAUCACGGAUAUCGCAGGGUGGAGCGAAACCACGAGACAUUACCCAUCUCCCAGCCUCCGCCUCCGGCGCCUCAUGUGGAAGCAGUUAAUGAAGGGGACGAAACGGCAACACUGAUCGGAGCAAAUGGAGAUCACGUUCGACCUUACGCCAAGGCGAGACCACAAGCGACCAUUGGCCAUGGAUUCUUAGGCUUCAAAAGACAAAGGGUGGAUGCCAUUGAUUACUAUGAGGAGAAACUGAGAAAAGCGGACGAACAACUCAAGCAGCUGCGCGCAAAGGAAUAUCCUCCGAUGCCAUUAGCAUUUGUAACAUUAGACUCGGUCGCGGCGUGUCAGAUGGCGAUGCAAGCAGUACUGGAUCCGUCUCCUUUGCAAUUGAUCGCGAACCAAAGUCCGGAACCGGCGGAUGUCAUCUGGCCAAACACUUACCUGACACGACGAAAUCGUAUGGUCCGCGCCUGGAUGAUCACCGCACUGAUCAUCCUUCUCACAGUUUUCUGGUCUGCUAUCCUCGUCCCCAUCGCCGGUCUCUUGAACGUCACGACCAUUGCAAAGGUGUUUCCAGGACUGGCUAAUAUCCUCAAGAACCAUGCAAACAUCAGAGCACUCAUCAACACCCAGUUGCCAACCCUGAUCUCAUCGCUUCUGGUUGUCUUGGUUCCAUAUCUUUACUACUACCUUUCAUGGUUCCAAGGAAUGAUCUCGCAGGGCGACAUCGAACUGUCGGCCAUCUCGAAGAAUUUCUUCUUCGUAUUCUUCAACUUCUUUAUCAUCUUUACCGUCCUCGGAACGGCGUCGAACUUCCUCGAGAUCUUCGACAAGUUUGGCGAAGCGAUCCGAGAUAUUCAGAACGUGGCUCGGGCUGUUGCGCUCUCACUGCAGACGCAGCUUCCGUUCUACACCAAUCUUGUAAUCCUACAGGGUGUCGGCCUGUUCCCACUGCGCUUGCUGGAGGUUGGCAGCGUUUCGCUUUACCCCAUCAUGCUUCUCGGAGCCAAGACGCCUCGCGACUACGCCGAACUUGUACAGCCACCAACGUUCUGCUACGGCUUCUACCUACCAAACGCCCUUCUCAUAUUCAUCAUAUGCAUGGUCUACAGUGUGAUUCGGAAUUCUUGGCAAGUGCUUCUUGCCGGCUUCCUGUACUUUGCUCUUGGUAAGCUUCAAACCGCACCGUUCCGUUGUAUCCAUUCUAACUCACGUCUUUUCUCUAGGCCACUUCUGCUACAAGUACCAGCUGCUCUACGCCAUGGACCACCGUCAGCAGACCUCCGGCCGAGCCUGGGGCAUGAUCUGCGACCGCAUCUUCGUCGGCCUCAUCUUCUUCCAACUCACCACCGCAGGCCAACUCAUCCUCCAGAAAGCCUUUGCCCGCGCAGCCCUGGUCGUCCCGCUUACCAUCGCCACCUUCUGGAUCUCCAUCGUCUACGGAAAAACUUACAAACCUCUGAUGAAAUUCAUCGCGCUCUCGAGCGUACGCAGAGGAGAGCAUCAGAGUGAACAAGACGGCUACAGGGAUGAUCCAAAUCCGGAGGAGAGCUAUGCGCCGAGUCUGAGUAGCACGAACUUGGCCCCGGAACGGAACGUGUGGGGCAACAAUUCCGAAGUCGUCAGGAGGGUGAGGAGGGAGGUCGGGGAACAGAUGAGGUUCAUCAAUCCUAGUCUUGUUGCGCCGCUGGGCAAGGUAUGGAUUGCGGGGAGCAAGGAUACGGAUGGCAUUGCGAGGAAUCGAAAUGCCAGUCCGGAAGUCGUCGAAGAAGAACAUGGUGGGGAGGGGAGAGAGGAGGAUGUAUAG